GGGCAGGGAGAUGAUAAGGGUACCAGUCGACCGCGAUGCAUCCGACCAAGUCAUCACUGCUCCUGCUCGCGCUGGCCAUCAGUGCCAGCUGCGUGGUGGCCACGCCGCAACCGGAAGUGCUGGAUGAGAUCUUCCAGGCCCUCAACGAGACAGGCCACAGUAUCAUCAGUGGACUUGUAGAUGCCUCCAAGAAUGGCACGGCCAUCGCCGGAGAGUUCCUCGAAAGCCUAAAAAACUCCUCGACCCAGUUCAGCCAUGAAACUGUGGCCUUUGCCCAGAGAAUCGCAGAUGCCGUCCAUAAAGCUGCCACCGAGGGAAUCACUGACUUUGCCAUCUCCCUGGAGGCUGGAAUCUCAAGGCUGCUCAACGAGAUUGGCCGGAUCAGGAAUGUCCUGCAGCGACAGGCCCUCAAGGAUGCCCUGGCCAGAUUGCAGACCAUAAGCGCAGAUGUUGCCGAUCUGGAGGUGGCCGUCCACGAUCUGAACGAUCGUUUGGAAAAGAAGAAGCGAGAGUAUUACGCUGAAAUCCAGGAGAAGUGGAGCAACUGGGCCGCCGCCCAACUGGAGCGAGUGGAUGAGCAGACCAAUGGCGUGGGCAACGAGGAGGCCCAGGAGAUCCUCGACGAGCUGCUCAACCGCUAUAGCGGAUACCUGCACAGCUGCGUGGAGGAGCUCCAGGUGCAGCAGGCCACCUAUGAGCAGAACGUGCACAGCACCAUUGAAAAAUACCAGAAUGCCACCAACAAUCUGACCGCCCAAGUGGAGCUCUGCGUGAAGAACAACCUGAACUUCCGCUCCUGCCGCAAGGGCAUCGAUAAGGCCCUGCGAGGACUCGACUCCGCUCCCCAGGAUCUGCUCAGCCUGAAGCUGAAGGGCAUCCGACUGCUGGCCAUUGGCCUGGAUGCCAGCGGAUGUGUGGGCCAAACUCUGGCCGAGCACGAGCUGGAGAAGCCCCUUGUGGAGCGAAAGCUGGACGAGAUCAUCAGGGAAUACCUGGAGCAGCAAAAUACCACCGACGCCGACUCGAGCUCCGAAGAGGAGACGACCACCGAGGUUGCCACCGGUUAAGAUCAGUCAUCAAGGCCCUAACUGACGACGACUUCUCGGAGAAAUAUUCCCUAAUCGUAUUCUAUUAUUUAGGUGUGGGGUAAAAGCAAAAUAAUAAAUUUUAAUUUAAUGCAACAAAAUAGAAAAAUAGCCACCGCUUAUAUUUUCUGGACGGAAA
Messenger RNA from Drosophila biarmipes, 1224 nucleotides. RefSeq lists its product as uncharacterized. The coding region runs from base 36 to 1067 and encodes 343 amino acids. The record is from RefSeq and is a predicted model, not a curated record. Lineage: Eukaryota; Metazoa; Arthropoda; Insecta; Diptera; Drosophilidae. The transcript has a single exon.